This is a messenger RNA of Solanum stenotomum, 2004 nucleotides long. Its product is annotated as ent-copalyl diphosphate synthase, chloroplastic. Gene Ontology annotation, cellular component: chloroplast. NCBI's taxonomy places the organism in Eukaryota, Viridiplantae, Streptophyta, Magnoliopsida, Solanales, Solanaceae. The record is from RefSeq and is a predicted model, not a curated record. Gene Ontology annotation, biological process: gibberellin biosynthetic process. The transcript has 12 exons. Gene Ontology annotation, molecular function: terpene synthase activity; magnesium ion binding. The coding region runs from base 1 to 2004 and encodes 667 amino acids.
AUGAUAAAGGAGCACAUGAUUGACGUGGUCCGAUUAAUGGUGCAAUCGAUGGAUGAUGGGGAAAUAAGUGUAUCAGCUUAUGAUACAGCUUGGGUUGCUCUUGUGAAAGACAUCAAUAAUAAUCCUCAAUUCCCUUCAUGUAUUCAAUGGGCCAACAAUCAACUUGUUGAUGGCUCUUGGGGUGACAAAUUCAUAUUUUUGGCUCAUGAUCGUAUCAUCAACACAUUGGCAUGUAUUAUUGCCUUGAAAUCUUGGAAUGUGCAUCACCACAAAAGUGAACUAGGAAUGUCGUUUAUCAAAGAGAAUUUAAGCAAGAUUGCAGAUGAAAAUGUUGAGCAUAUGCCAAUCGGAUUUGAAGUGGCAUUUCCUUCACUUAUUGAGAUUGGAAGAAAUAUCGGCAUUCAUAUUCCGGAUGAUUCUCGUGUUUUGAGAGACAUAUAUGACAAAAGAAAUCUAAAACUCACAAGGGUGCCGAGAGACAAAAUGCACAAAGUGCCGACACCGUUACUCUUCAGUUUGGAAGGGAUGCCAGAUUUGGAGUGGCAAAAGCUACUUCUCUUGCAGUGUGCUGAUGGUUCUUUCCUCUUUUCUCCAUCCUCCACUGCCUUUGCAUUUAUGCAGACUAGAGAUCAUAAUUCUCUCAAUUAUCUCACCAACAUUGUUCACAAAUUCAAUGGCGGAGUUCCAAAUGUAUAUCCGGUGGACUUAUUUGAGCACAUUUGGAUUGUUGAUCGAUUGCAAAGACUUGGAAUUUCUCGGUAUUUUGAGGCAGAAAUUAAAGAAUGUGUCGAUUAUGUCAAUAGAUAUUGGACAAAUGAAGGAAUCUGCUGGGCUAGAAAUUACAGAUUUCAAGACAUUGAUGUCACGGCCAUGGGUUUUAGACUUUUAAGGUUGCAUGGCUACGUUGUUUCUACUGAUGCAUUCAAAAUCUUUGAGAGCAAGGGUGAAUUCUUUUGCGUGGCGGGACAAACAAGUCAGGCUGUGACUGGAAUGUAUAAUUUAUUUAGAGCUUCACAGUUAAUGUUUCCUAAAGAGAAGAUACUUGAUGAUGCAAAGAAAUUCUCCUCCAAUUUCUUGCAAGAAAAACGUUCUCAAAAUCAACUUAUAGACAAAUGGAUCAUCACCAAAGAUCUCCCUGGAGAGGUACGGUAUGCAUUAGACGUACCGUGGUAUGCCAAUUUGCCUCGCUUAGAAACAAGGUUCUUUCUCGAACAAUAUGGUGGUGAAGACGAUGUGUGGAUUGGCAAAACUUUAUACAGGAUGCCCUUAAUCAAUAAUAACACAUAUUUGGAGCUGGCAAAAUUGGAUUACAACCAGUGCCAAGCACUGCAUCAGCUUGAGUGGAAAAGCAUUCUCCAGUGGUACAAAGAAUGUAGAUUAGUAGAGUUUGGAUUGAGCGAAAGAAGCUUAUUGGUGAGGUAUUAUUUGGCGAUGGGAAGUGUAUUUGAACCAGAAAGGUACAGAGAGCGACUGGUUUGGGCCAAAGUUGCUGCUAUUAUGGAGACUAUUCAAUGCCUCAAUUCUAAUGCUAAGACAGGACAGAGGCUCGUCGAAACUCUACUUGAAGCAUUGAUGACUCAUGGCAUAGACAUCCAUCAACACUUGCAUCAUGCUUGGGAAAAGUGGAUGAUAUUGGAAGAGGGAGGCGAAGGAAAAGGAGGUGCAGAACUACUAAUUCGGACGCUAAAUUUGUGCACCGGCAAGUCAGAUGAGCUAUUGUUGUCGCAUCCUAUGUAUCAAAAGCUCCUCAACAUAUCCAAUAGAGUUUGUCACCGUCUUCGUCUCUUCCACCACGCAAAGGUACCGAAUAUGAAGGAUCGAAGUAUUGAACAUGACAUGCAACAACUAGUUGAACUUGUGCUAUCCAAAUCUGAUGAAGAUAUAGAUGCCAACGUCAAGCAAACGUUUCUUAAUGUAGCCAAGAGUUUUUACUAUGUUGCUUAUUGUAGUCCAACAAUGAUCAAUCUCCACAUUGACAAGGUGCUCUUCCAAAGAGUACUUUAA